Molecule: messenger RNA, 2553 nt
Organism: Heteronotia binoei (common prickly gecko)
Lineage: Eukaryota; Metazoa; Chordata; Lepidosauria; Squamata; Gekkonidae
Gene: TUT1
Product: terminal uridylyl transferase 1, U6 snRNA-specific
Exons: 10
Coding region: 103-2436 (777 amino acids)
Cellular component (GO): mitochondrion
Molecular function (GO): poly(A) RNA polymerase activity; zinc ion binding; RNA binding
Source: RefSeq, a predicted model, not a curated record
GAUAGAGCUAGCGAAAGCCUAGAGUGGCCCUUUGUCGGGAGAACACUAACAGGGGAGGUUUUCAGAGGACGGACCCAUCUCCGGUGUGUGGAGAAGGCGGGAAUGGCGGAAUCAACGCAUGAAGAUUUGGAAUCUCUGCCCCGUGGGGGCUUUCGGUGUCGCCUCUGUCACGUGACGGUGGCCAAUAAGCCCAGCCUGGAUGAUCAUCUCCGAGGGAAGAAACACCAGCGUAUGGAAAACCUCCGCUCUGUCCGCCAGGCCCAAGAGCUUCGCAGUGUUUUUGUCAGUGGCUUCCACAAAGGGACACCGGCCUCAGAGCUGAGUGACUACUUCCAGACCUAUGGGGAGGUCGUCAACGUGGUGAUGGACAAGGAUAAGGGUGUUUAUGCCAUUGUGGAGCUGCAGGACAGGGAGGUGCUGGAGAAGGUGUUAGCACAGACCCAGCACAGCCUGGGGGGUCAGAAGCUGCGUGUCAAGCCCCGCGAGAAGAAAGAUUUCAAAUACACCCCACCCAGGAAGCAGGGGCCUGCCAAACGAGAACAGCUGAGUCCUGAGAAGUUAGCACAGAAACUGUGCCAAGCUGAUGACGUGGAUGCCCAGAUGUCUCUGCUGGUGCAGCUCUUUGAGUUUUCAGAGGGUGAACGGCGUCUUCGGGAUUUGCUGGUCACUCUCUUCCAGGAAGUGUUCUUAGAGUUUUUCCCUGGCUCUGCCAUUCUCCCCUUUGGUUCCUCGGUGAACGGCUUUGAUGUCUCUGGAUGUGACCUGGAUUUGUUCCUAGACCUCGAGAAGACCAAAAAAUUCCAAGCGUCUGCCAAGAGUCCUACCGAGACCCCGGCAGAGGAUAGGGCCAGCCCGGAGCCAGACACGCGCUCUGAGGAUUCGAUCUUGAGUGAUAUCGAUCUGGCUUCAGCCACUGUGCCUGAGGUACUAGAGCUGGUUGCCACCGUGCUACGGAAGUGUGUCCCGGGCGUCCAUCACGUCCAGGUCGUGCCAAAUGCCCGUCGUCCAGUUGUCAAAUUCUGCCACAAGGAGUCUGGCCUGCGUGGGGACAUCUCCAUUGAUAACAAGCUUGCGCUCCGCAAUACACGCUUCCUGCAGCUUUGCACCGAGACAGAUGAGCGUGUGAGGCCGUUGGUUUAUGCUGUACGCUACUGGGCAAAGCAACAGGCACUGGCAGGGAACCCAUUCGGUGGUGGCCCCCUCCUCAAUAACUAUGCUCUGACCCUCCUGGUGCUCUUUUUCCUGCAGACCCGCAACCCGCCAGUCCUGCCCACAGUUGCCCGCUUGAAGGAACUAUCAGAGAAUGAGGAGCAGACUGUGGUGGACAGCUGGGACUGCAGCUUCCCCAAGGAUUCAACCCGGCUGGAGCCAAGCAGCAACACAGAAAACCUUUGUGCCCUGCUGGCUGAGUUCUUCCACGUCUUCGAGGACUACAACUUUGCAGGCCACAUCAUCUCGCUCCGGGAAGGCCAGCCGCUGCCCAGGCCCAGCGUCCUGACGUCCGAAGCAGGCAGCAAACUCAAACUGGGGCCCUUCAACCUCCAGGACCCCUUUGAGCUGAGCCACAACGUGGCCGCCAACGUCAAUGAGAAGACGGCACUGCGGUUCCGGCGCUGCUGCCAAGUAGCUGCCAAGUACUGCCGCAGCUUGCAGUACCAGCGCAAAUCCAGCAAAGGCAAGAUCUGGGGCUUGGUGCGCCUCUUUCAACCGGGCACUGCCGAGGCUGAGGUCCUGGCUGCCACCGGGCUGGUCAUCAGUUUCCCCCUGACUCUACCAACGCAGCCUGCCCAAAGUCACGAGCUGCUGUGCCAAGCUGGGGAUUUCCAUCACCAAUGGUUCCAGAAAGUCUACGCUGGCAUCGCCUCCGUCUUGCAGAAUGUGCUCAAAUGUAGCUGCUCAGAGGGGUUAGAGCAGGAACAAGAAGCAGCGACUGACUGUAAACAGGGAGAACAGUUGGCGGGAAUGACAACCGAGCAGCCGCCGGCAGGGUGCAAACGCUCCCUGGACGAAGAGGAAGCAGGUUCAUCCUCCCCUUCUCCGAAGAGGCCACGAACAGAUGCUUUGUUCCCAGAGGGCCGGAGCAUGACCUGGAACUGUGCCGUCUGGCACAAGGUGUGGCUGGGCCGCCGCCGGGUUAGGCGACAGCUGCGUGGGCCACAGCCCGACCCCGAGCACACGGCUGGCUCCCUGGAGCUGGAGGCGAAAGUAUCUGAGGCCAUUUCCCAGCAGGAGGGGGAGGGGAGGCCUGCGGACCCUUUGUUGCAGUUCACCAUUCAUGCCCGAGCAGGGGCCAGUGCCUCUGGCGAGCGAGAAACGCGCAUCAGUUUGCGCUUCGAUCCGGUUCCUGAACAGGCGGUCGCCUUCCAGGAGUUCUUCCACUUCUUGCAAGGGUUCUUGCCUCGAGCAGUGGAGCAGCAGCUGGCCAGCGAGGCUUGAGCUCACCGAUAGAGGGGCAACUCUCCCACAGGAGAGGGCUUUUGAAUGGCAGGUUGAUUUAUAUGCGGUAUUUCCCCCCCCCUUUAUGAGAAUAAAGGAAGCGAAUGACAAAACUGA